AGACGUUGUUUACAUCCCUCAGACUUCCGGGUUGUCUGUAGCUGUGGCUAUUCAUUACUGCUAAAUAGAAUGAAUUUGUCUGGCUGCUGAUGGAGACACUUGUUUCUAAGCUCCCCGACAAACAUGUCCUCUUCCCGGCCUCCUUUGCUCUCCGACUGGCUUUGGUAGCUUAUGGAGACUACCAGGACAGAGCUAUGGUAGUGAAGUACACGGAUAUAGACUACCAUGUGUUCACAGAUGCUGCCAGGUUCAUCACACAGGGCGAGUCUCCGUACAACAGGUCGACCUACCGCUACACCCCUCUGCUGGCCUGGCUUCUCACCCCAAACAUCUACGUCGGCAUGGUGUUUGGAAAGCUCCUCUUCAUUUUAUGUGACGUGCUGUCAGGACUGCUCAUCUACAGAACUCUGUGUUUGAGAGGUCUAGACUGCAAGACUGCAACCUCUGUGUGUUCUCUUUGGCUUCUCAACCCUCUGCCGAUGGGAGUGUCGAGUCGGGGGAACGCUGAAUCCAUCCUGGCAGCUCUGGUGCUCGGGACUUUGCUUUGUAUGGAAGCCAGACAUCUGGUGUGGGCAGCCGUGCUCUACGGCCUGUCGGUUCAUAUGAAGAUCUAUCCCAUAACGUAUGCCCUGCCCAUUGCUCUGACCCUGAGAGCGCCGGAGGCCAGAUCAGCGGAAGGCAAACCGACGCGGACGUGGAAGAAGUGUGUCCUAUUUCUCAGAAGUUUCCUGAGCCGCGACCUGAUCCUCUUCGGAAUUGUGGCCGGAGGAGUUUUCUCUGUGUUCACGGCACUCUUCUAUUACAUGUAUGGCUGGUCGUUUCUUCAUGAGACGUACUUGUACCACUUGACAAGAAGGGACAUCAAGCACAACUUUUCCCCGUACUUCUACAUGCUCUACCUUACUGCAGACAGCAGGGGGAGCCAGUGGCUCGGCCUGGUGGCCUUUCUGCCGCAGCUGGUCCUGCUGUUGGUGGCAUCCUGGAGCUUUCACCAUGACCUGGCCUUUGCCUGUUUCCUCAACACAGCCAUCUUCGUCUCCUUCAACAAAGUGUGCACUUCACAGUACUUCCUGUGGUACCUGUGCUUGCUGCCUCUGGUCAUCCCACACCUGACUCUGUCAGUGAAACAGGGUCUGGGUUUGCUGCUGCUCUGGUUCGCCGGACAGGCUCUCUGGUUGGCCCCUGCCUACUUCCUGGAGUUUGAAGGCGUCAACACUUUUGUCCUGGUCUGGCUCGCCGGAUUGCUGUUCUUGGUCGUCAACUGUUUCAUCUUGAUUCAAAUCAUAACGCAUUACAAACCCAAACCCGCUUCACAGAGACUGAAGGCCGAGUGACACUCCAUUGGGCUGGAACAGGAACAUUUACACUGCAAAAACACUAAAUAUUACCAAGUAUUUUUGGUCCUGUUUCUAGUGGAAAUAUCUUGGUGCACUUGAAAUAUUCUGAUAGUAUUAUGACUUUAUUCUUUAAUUUGUUCUAUUAUAGCCCUGGUACUCCAUCAUCUAUUGACAGUAGAAACUAGACCAAAAAUACUUGGUUAAGUUGUAAUAUUUUUGCACAUAUUAAACUUUCCAACCAGGACUCAAGCAAAGAAGACAUUUGUAUUUUGCUCAGUUUCUCUCAACUGUCUUUUCAUAGACUUCCUUCACUAUAAUCUAAAUCAUGUUGUCAGAGAUCAGUCAUAUAUUGUAUAAAAGCCUCAGCUGGAUUAUCAGUUAUCCUGAGUUAAACCCUUGGAUUACAUGCUUAUGUUGGCAGGCCGAAGCACUUAGAUUCACAGCGAUGCACAGACUGUAAACAAUUAUCACUCUGCUUUGUGUGGCCUAAAAUCUUUGACUGUUUGCCCCCAAAAUAACAGGAAUUAGCAGAUUUUCCUAACCUGUUGUUGGGAACAAAAUACAGAUUAUAGACCUGG
This is a messenger RNA of Poecilia reticulata (guppy), 1915 nucleotides long. It is a transcript of the gene pigm, whose product is annotated as phosphatidylinositol glycan anchor biosynthesis, class M. Gene Ontology annotation, biological process: GPI anchor biosynthetic process. The record is from RefSeq and is a predicted model, not a curated record. Gene Ontology annotation, molecular function: alpha-1,4-mannosyltransferase activity; GPI mannosyltransferase activity. Gene Ontology annotation, cellular component: membrane; glycosylphosphatidylinositol-mannosyltransferase I complex. Lineage: Eukaryota; Metazoa; Chordata; Actinopteri; Cyprinodontiformes; Poeciliidae.